Molecule: messenger RNA, 6308 nt
Organism: Anoplopoma fimbria (sablefish)
Lineage: Eukaryota; Metazoa; Chordata; Actinopteri; Perciformes; Anoplopomatidae
Product: rab11 family-interacting protein 2
Exons: 6
Coding region: 411-1808 (465 amino acids)
Biological process (GO): regulated exocytosis
Cellular component (GO): phagocytic cup; endosome
Molecular function (GO): small GTPase binding
Source: RefSeq, a predicted model, not a curated record
CCGACUGAAGAGGAGAGCGAUGGGUAGCAACAACAACAGCGGCGGCACAGACGACUGACACUAGCCGGCAUUUCCCCUCAGGAACCGUCGCCCGAAUGUAUUUGUGAAGUCAGUCUCCGCUGAGCUGAACUUCUGAAUGUCCGUCUUAUGUCGGUGAAAAUGACACCGAGAUGACUCACCAGUGGCUUGGACAUCUGUGAAUUGACAGAAGAUGAGACUUGCUCAGUUUGUCGCACUUGUCAUUGCUUGUAAUGAUUGCUACUGUAUGCUCACAAGCCACACUCGCAUGGACAACAAACUAUAGUGAGCCAUGUUUGCUGCUUUUUGCACAUUACGCUUGCUAAAAACAUUAACCACAUAAUUUAUCAUUUAGUUUGUUUUGAAUGGCUCUCAGUUGAUAACCAGUGCUGAUGAUGUCACUCGGCGAGCAGUCUCAAAAGUGGUUUCCAACCCAUGUCCAAGCCACUGUUCUUCAAGCAACCAGUUUACAGCCCAAGGGCAAACAUGGCACCAAUGAUGCCUACACCAUCAUCCAGCUGGGCAAAGAGAAGUACUCAACAUCGGUGGGAGAGAAGACCCUUAACCCUGUCUGGAAAGAGGAAGCCUCGUUCGAAUUACCUGGUUUACUUUUGGAGGGUAACCCAGAAGUAUAUGAACUCUGCCUUAUCGUGAUGCAUCGGUCCCUGGUUGGGAUGGACAAGUUCCUGGGUCAGAGGUCCAUCAACCUUAAUGACAUUUUUGACAACAAGCAACGGAAGAAAACUGACUGGUACUCCUUGGAGUCCAAGCCGGGGAAGAAGAAGAAAGACCGAGGCCUUAUCCAAGUGAGCAUCCAGUUCAUGAGGAACAACAUGACGGCCAGCAUGUUUGACCUCUCCAUGAAGGAGAAGCCCCGCUCCCCCUUUUCCAAGCUCAAGGACAAAAUGAAAGGUCGCAAACAUGACGGCGGCUUCAGUGACGCAUCUUCUGCCAUCCUGCCGCGCUCUGCCAUGUGCGAUUCGGAACAGUCCUCUGCCCAAGAACCACAACCCAAGCCUGAAGCCAAGGCCAAGAGGCCGCUACUCGCCGGGGCACAUAAACUCUCUGCAGCCCAUUCCAUGUCGGAUCUCAUUGGGACCCACUUUCGGCCAAAACUGGAUUCUAUGAACUCCAUAGAAGAGAGUGGCGGCCCUCACAGGCGUUCCCAGAGCGAGGUGCCAGGCUACCAGGAUGGAGAGGCACACAGUGACCCUUUCACUGAUAUCAGUGACACCCUGCCACAGAAGUAUGCCACGCUCCCACGCAACCGCAACCCGUUUGAGGGGGAGCACGGGCAGCUGUGGGACCGGGCGGAGCGGAAGGAGAAAAAGGAGAAGGUCAGCCUACUGGAACGCGUGACGGGAAAGAAGGAAGGCCGCAAGACCAACAACGGGGGGCGUUCGGGCAGCUCUGGGGACCUGCGUUCCCCCAACCCCUUCAGUGGAGACUCGCAAGCAGACACUAACCCGUUCGUCUCCAACUACAAAACCAGUGAUAAAAAGUCAAGAGGAAAUGAAGACCUCACAUUUGGCCAGAAGAAAAAGGACAUCUAUGGCAAGAAACCGCAGGCGAAAAAGGAAAGCGUUCUCGCCUACAGCAAUCUGUCCUUCGAAGAAGUCGUGCAGGAACUCAUCAAGCAGAAGGAAGUGGUGAAAAAGAAAGACGCCCACAUUAGGGAGCUGGAGGACUACAUCGACAACCUACUGGUGCGCGUCAUGGAGGAGACGCCGAGCAUUCUACGGACACCCUAUGAGCCGAAAAAGAAGGCGGGUAAACUUAGCAAAAAGUAGAAAGAAAAGAUGCUGGAUGAAACAAGUUUCUAAUGAAGGUUUAGCUGUAGCUCAUGCAUCAAUGUCAUGUGGUUAAAACAGUGGGAAGGAAUGGGAUUGAUCAAAGCCAAAUUAAUACUUGAUUUAUGUCUUUGCUUUUAGAACAAUUUUAUUCAAUGGAUGUAGUUUUUGUAUACUUUUUUCAAUGCGUUGGGUAUUUCAGUACAUGCAGGUAUUUUGCCCUCUUUGUUUGGCAUCUUUAGGUACUUAAACAGGAUCAGCGGAAAUGAUCAAUUGAUUCAAGUCAAAGCAAAUCCCAAAUUUGAUAUUGAGUGUAUGCACUUGUGAACCCACAGAAGUCUGUUGCACACACACAGCUGCCACCAGCAGCUUUUAACGUGCAAAUGCAGCCAAAUUCAUGUUAACCAGAUGGUGUAGUCAUGGUUGUGCACGGUUUGCUGAAAGACGGCCACAUGAUUGAUAAGACGAAGCUACAGUUACUGUGUUUACACUUAAGCUAAAGUCUCAAACUUGCCACCUAAGUUACGAAACACAUUUAUCGGAGGCAGCAUCAGCUUUGCUGCGAGCGUCCUCUGCGCUACAGAUGUGGGAGAGGGUUGCAGUGAGAAGUUGCUGGGCAGUAUCUGGGAGUCUGGUUUCUCUCUAGUUUACUGAGUCAUACAUUUUUUUUUCUUUUUCAAAUGAACAAAUGUAUAUUGCUGUUACUGACUUUUCAUUCUUUGCUUUAUUUGUGAUGACUAUCAUUGACUGCCAAGUUUUUUUGGACCAAGUGUCUCGCAGUCACUCGCUGAAGGUGAUCACUGAUUACUGACUUUUUAAGUGCAAUAAUCACAUCUUGAGUAUCUUGCUUUAUAUUCUGUUUUUGUUUACAUUUUAAUCACAUCUCUGAGUGGAACUCAUCUCUUUUAAUGUUGAUUUGAUCACUGGAAAAAGCCUGGAGUUCUGUGUUUCAGCCUCCAUGGAUUGACCGGCCUUCAUCUCCGUCAAAGACGGUUUUUGCUGAAGAUUGUAUUAAUGGUACCUAGCUGCACUUGUGGAUAUAUGCUGAACAAUCUUUAUUUCUAAAUGUUUCAAAGCUCAUUUACAUAUGAACACUGUUUUAAUGUAUUUGUAAGGUACUUUAUGGUAAAAGCGCUACUUUAUCCCAAUACCCGCCACCCUUUCUACUGUAUUGAGACGGUACAAUUGGUACAAAUCACAGAAAUCGUCUUCAUUCAUAAGUAUUCACAUAUUAAGUUCAUACUGAUACAGUUUUUAUGUGUAUUUUCCAUCAGCAUUAAUAUCUGUUUACACAAAUGAAUUGUGUAUCGUGCCUCAGUAUAUUUCAGCUGUUUUUUCUUUCUUCAUAUUAUCAAAACAAUCCAAGUUCUAACAUUCAUAUACAGUAAGAUAAAAGUGUCCCACAAGUUUACUGAGUACGAAUGAUGAUCCGUUCAUAAUUGUUCGAGGUAAACAGCCACUGGCUGUCACUGAGGUCACAAAUAACAGUUUGAAGCCCCGUGUCAGAAGCUAACUGUCCUCAUUUCACAGUGUUUAUGUCAUCGCACGUGUCGCCUCGAUCUGUGAUGCUCAUGUCAUAACAACAUAUGUUGUUUCCAUGUUGAACUCCUUAAUUCUGUGAAUUUAUCAAUUUCUACUGAACAAAUGCCGAGUGAGCUACUGAGCAGCUGUCGGAUCGCUCUGCUGGCAGGAACAUGAACUUAAUGAAUACUCAAGGGUUCAUCUCAAGAGAGAGGCCUCAUUUUAAUCACCUGUGCUUAAGCUAGAUGAUCAUUAGUAAAAUAAUCACUUGAUGAUGUUUAGGUUUACAUUUUUAAUAGCUCCACGUACAGUGUUAAAACACACUUUGUAUUAUAGAACCUUUACUCACAGUCACAUGCCAUUUUCGAUGAUCUGUUUAUCAGAUGCUAAAUCACUUUGUCAUUUUGCUGGUAUUGUUUCUGGUAUUUGUAUCCUGUCUUUUACACUAUCUGACCUUUAAACUGUAUGAUACCAAAUCACAGCUGAGUGCUACGCUGAUCUAUGGAAUGUCGAUGGUCAAAAACACUUGUUAAUUUCAGUUUUUCUUGAAUGUUACACCACUCAAACACAGUUUGUCAUGUACUAAUUUAUUUCUGCUGCUGUAAAAGUUGUUGCUUUAUCUGAAGGUAUGCGAUCUCUUUUUGGAAUUGAAGCCCAAAUAUCUUGUUACUGAAUGUAUUCUGGUUGGCUUUGAAAUACAUAAUUCUGCAAUGUGUAAUGAUAUACAGUACACUGACGAGGCCAUUCAACCUUGCUUGCCUUUAAAGUAUUUGGUGUAUCCAAAGAGAUCAUUUCAUAUGGUUGGUUGUCGUCGUCGUCCCCCCCGACAUCAUCAUCAUCAUUAUUGACAAGAAGUUAUUGUCUGUAUGUACGGUUUUGUGCGAUGAUGUGACACAGAUGUUUGGUAAAUUCCUUUGUAUUGGAGAACGGAUAUUUGAUCGCAUAUAUUUUCUAAAGCCAAACGCAUUUUAAUCCAUUCAUAAAAUGAUGAGUAUUACGCGAUACUAAUUAAGAUAUGUGGAUAAGAAUCUGUUCUCCUCACUGAUUGCCUUCCUACAUGUGCUGAAGUGCAAACUCUGUCUCCUCAUGUAAUAGGCUUUACCAGCCGCUUUAACUAGUCUGUAGUUGUAGUUUAGCCAGUUGUUCAUGGACCUCGCCCAGCUCUUAAUACUUCCAAUGUAAAUACUGUAUAGUCACUUUGAUAUCACUUCACCUCCCUUUUGACUUUUUGCACAUUGUUGUUGUGCUGCAAAACGUUUGAACAUGUGCUUCCUGGGGUUUUAUUCUGUAUGAGAUUUCAAACGUGUAAAACGGAAGGAAAAUAAUUCACCACCCAUCUUUUGAUUUGAGCUAAACUCACCUGAUUUUUAUUAGUUUAUUUUGCUUCUUUAGACAUUUUCUCUUGCUAGCACAGCAAAGAUGGUGGUGCUGUUAGUGUAGGCCGUGUUGUGCAUCAAAUAGUAACACUCAGAGUAUAGAACAGGUGAUUUACACUCAGGUCUACAUUUUGCCCCUAAGCGAUGCUCAAAUGAUGAAAUAUCAAAUGAUAUGGUCUUAACAAAUAAAUGUUGAACACAUUUGGACCCUGAGGUUAUUUAGUUCAAAUGAAAAGCUACGGGUGCGUAGUUUAAAUUAAUUAAUUUUGCCUGUCAUUUCUUUUCUUUCAGCUUGAUUGCUACGUUUGCUUUAUGCUUUGAUAUAAUUUAGUGCUUUGGAAGAUGUCAGACUUAAACGCAAAUCUAAAUGAAAAGCAUUUUCAAAUCGUUUACUAGCGCAGAAGAAAAAAAACUGCGUCAUUAUUAUAUAUUUGUUUUGCCUCUUUGCAUAAUAUUUGUCAUAUAAUUAAUGAGAGUAUUUGAAUAUGCAAAGCACUCAAAAUGCUCUGAGGCAAAAUUUCCUAUACAAUUUGGCCAUGGCCUGUGUCGUAAUCAAAAUUUACACAGAUUGUUUUGCUCAUGCUUUAAAGUCUGUUUUGUAAGUGUUUAAGGUGAAUGUCUGCCCUCCUCCAAAAGAAAACGUACAAACAUAUGGGGAUUUUUUUCCCGUGUUGACGAAGCUUGCGUCGAACCUUCUGAUGAAGAUGACACAAAGCUCAAGUCGGAUCUCCCAGUCCUCCUCUGGCAGUCUUCUACUGAUAAUGUGAUGCUGCUUGCCAUAGGCCACAUACAGCUGCCAGACACUAAGACUUAAGCUCCCGCUAAAUCCCCUGACGGUGCUUGUAAUGUGGCACACAGUUUUGAAGGAAAUGAUGGCUGUGUUUAUAAAAGAUCUCGCCAGUUAGCAAAGCUUCGUUGAGUUUACAGAAUUGUAUGGAGUCUGGUGCACAGAGACGCCAAGACAAUUCAUUUUGAGUUUGGUGCCCAAACAUGGUGGAGAUCAUAAAAUGUAAUUUUGAUACUAACAUGUUGGUCUGCAGUCAAUGCCGCCUUGUAAUGUUAUAAGAUAAGAAAAAAAAAGUAAAAUGGGUGUGUUUGGAUUCUUGUCACUUCUGCAUGUCAAUCACAUGAUUCAAUUAUGUAACACUUUAUAUUGUUGCAAAAUGAUAUGGCAUUUCCCUGAUCUAGAAACCAUUGAUUUCACUCGAAUUUACAUUUUCAUUUACAUCAACCCUCAUCACGCUACCUUAUCGUGAUGUAUCCAACUACAGUGUGUAAGUUGGUCAACAAAAUGUCCUGUCAUUGGAGAUGGUAAUGAGGUUUUUUUUGGUGUGUUUAUUUUCACAUGAUAGCCAAUAUGCAAGACUUUCAUACCUGAAUGUGUAGGCACAAGAAUGUAUGGGUUUUUAUUACUGUAGUUCUUGAAACAAAUUGGGGCUCUAGAAGAAGUAUCUAUUUACAGUAUAAUACUGGCAAUGAUUACUUCAUUCAUGAGAAUUUGGUGAUGCAUUCUUAAGAUUUACACAUUCUCAUCGUACGACAGUUUCAAACAUUAACUCUUAUCACCCUCAUUUUGAUCAAAUGCCAAUGUCCUUUUCAAUAA